AUGCAUUAUCUUAGUUACAUCUGUCAAAUUCAAGCAUCAACAUUUAACAAUGAUGAAAGUGAAAUGGUAGAUCUUGAUUCUAUUCGUGAGUUUAUACCAAGUUCACAAGAUCAAUUUUAUCAUCAACAAUAUCGACGAGCCUCAUUACGUUAUCAUCCACAUAUUCUUUAUAAAAAAGCCAGUCUUAAACCGAUACUUGGUCAAAGUGGAAAAAUUGUAUUGAGCGAACGAGAUCGUUAUUAA
Messenger RNA from Adineta steineri, 243 nucleotides. Lineage: Eukaryota; Metazoa; Rotifera; Eurotatoria; Adinetida; Adinetidae. The record is from the annotation of a GenBank genome assembly.